Messenger RNA from Striga asiatica, 330 nucleotides. The record is from the annotation of a GenBank genome assembly. NCBI's taxonomy places the organism in Eukaryota, Viridiplantae, Streptophyta, Magnoliopsida, Lamiales, Orobanchaceae.
AUGGCGGACCCCAGCACAAGGAUGAAGAUGAUCAUCACGUGGUUCUCACCGACGGGUUUCGAGCUGCAGCUCUUGGCAAUCCCACGAACUAUAGGGCGGAAAAUGCACACUGAGAAAAGAACCAAAAUCGCCAGAAACGUGAGCAACAGUGCAGGCGUGUGCUCUUUUCCGUGCACGCUCUGUUUUCCCAUGAAGACAACGACUGUCCAGAACAAGCUGCAGAGGCUGCCGAUCAUGGACGAGGGUAUGGCCAGCCGUCCGAGGUCAGAGUUCAUUAGCUUGAGGUCGGCUAGCAGGCAAACGAUGACAUGGAACGAGGUAGUAGCCUGA